Messenger RNA from Anguilla rostrata (American eel), 3486 nucleotides. Its product is annotated as peptide methionine sulfoxide reductase MsrB-like. Gene Ontology annotation, cellular component: cytoplasm. The transcript is spliced from 7 exons. The record is from RefSeq and is a predicted model, not a curated record. Gene Ontology annotation, biological process: protein repair; response to oxidative stress. Gene Ontology annotation, molecular function: peptide-methionine (R)-S-oxide reductase activity. Bases 1591 to 2556 code for a protein of 321 amino acids. Lineage: Eukaryota; Metazoa; Chordata; Actinopteri; Anguilliformes; Anguillidae.
UGUCUAGUUUUCUGCUCUGUGGAAGUGGAGUGGGUUACUCAGAUUGAGAGAAAUAUAUCAUUAAAUGCACUCUAGACCCUCAUAUUUGUUCUUACAGUACAUACAUAUUUUGAUUUAUCCAACAUAUUUCUCGUAUAUAUUAAAUACAUUUGUAGAAUCGCUGCACAUUACUUUGUCCCUUUCUUUGAUAGGACAUUUGCUGACAUCUGCAAUUCUUUCAAGAUGGACUUCUCAAUCAGUGAAUCCUCUCCCCAGAUAACCCCUCCUUUCCCCACUCACUACCCUGUCUCUCACUGCCUUCUCUCCUCUUACAGGUGCUGAAAUCUCUCAACUUCUACUACUCUUCCAACUUUUAGUUUGAAUUUUUUGCUAUGCAUGAGACAAUAACAAAUAAGGUUAACUGAGUGAUUAAUUGAUUAAAUAUGUUAUGAAGGUUUGGAAACAUUUCAAAAACCAAAUACCCUGAUGUUAUUUUUGUAGGAUAAUUUUAGUGCAACGCUACCAAAAAAAAAAAAAAGAUUAGAAUUAGCUUUUAAUUUGAAGUUUCCCGCCCUAGUGGUUACAGGAAGUAUUUAUAUAUUGUGGUAACCUGCGACUGACGGCAACAUUCGUACUUGACAGGCUGUUUAAUCUUCAAUUCCUCUCCGUGUAAACCUGAGUUUUAUUAUCUGUUUUCGCUGGUAGGUGACACACUAGCAUGUUAUCUGCUACUUACGUCUAUACACACACCUUUAUUGAUGUCUGAAACUAAGAAUGCCUCUGGAGAUUUCUCAUUGACCGAUAGUUUGCUAGAAAACGAAUUGCUGUUCUGUCAUAUCACUACUUGCACUGACCUGGUUUUCUCUGUUUUUAACAUGUUAACUGCUGCAGUGUACUUAGCUGGUUAGCAGUCCAGCAGAGCGGUCGGAUAAUAGUGGCAUUGUCUGUUCUGCAGCCUGACAGCGUGUUACAUAUGGUUAUGCUACGGGUAAAAAUAAAACGUAUGUCACUGCACCAGAAAUGCAGUUGCCUGGUGUAUUGUGAAUUUUAUGAAUCUGUGACUUUUGCUUUUCAAUAGCAAUGGUGUUAAUGUGUGUCUUGCGUUCAUUCACUUGAAUGUUCAUUUCUAGAAGUGAGCAACUUGCACUGGAUAGCUUCUAUGUUUACGUGACACGUAACGUGUUUCGCUGGUGGACUCUUGUAUAAUAUACCUUCGCGUUAUAUUAAAACAUUUUUAGCAUACCUGUGUGUUAAUAGUAAAAUGGCGUUUCAGACUCCUUCUCUUUUUAAAACUAGAACAUGCAUAAUUUGUUAUAUCGUUUAUUAGAGAACAAGACUCUUCUGAUCUGGAAUUCUGUAUUUAAUGUACUUUAUUUUCGCUUAAAUUUCAAGUAAGCCUACUAUUUUACGGCAGGGUGCCCUGCAUUAGGAGUUCCAAAGCUGGGUCCAGGGAUGUUUCAAUAAUAAUUUCAUAAUAGCAUCAUUUUAGGUUUUGUAAAAAGAAUAAUAAAAUAAAAAAAACUUUUUUUAUACAAAGUCUUGUUUUUAAAAUAAAUUAAUGUAUAGCUGUCUUACGUAGAUCUGUGGUAUAUUGGUUAUUUACAGGUGCUUAUGGUCUGCUUCUUGAAGUAUUUGUCGUAUUGCUGGACAUGGGCUCCCAGAAUGCAAUGUUUUAGGAGUCCGGGGGUGAAGUCAGCAUCUCAGUCUAUGGGUCUGGUGGGUUUCAGGCUUGGGGGAGCUGUGUUUAAUCAGGACAGGCAUUGGAGGGUGCGCAUUAGAACUGCCUCUGCCCUUGAACCAGUAAUGGGGAUAGGCUUAGAUAGAGCCUGCCCUCAUGCACUGAUCAUAAGACAAUGGAGGCCUGUAAUUCAAACACUCAUUUUCAGAAGCUUCAGCAUUUGUUCGGCUUCACCGCUCAUCACAGACAGUCUGCUUGCUUCUGCGCCCUCGUCUCUGACCCCACUUCCUGUUUCCUGUUCUCCUGGACCGCGCGCGUCAGGACAGAUGGACGUGCUCCUCAGACGCGCGGGCGCGGCGGCCCUGCAGCUAGCCAGGAGGCAGCGGAGAAUUACCCACAAUGCCUGGGUCUGGCGUCACAAGCUGCCCGCAGCCACCCUGGCGGCGGGGCGAAGUAAGAGUGGCUGGCCGGUGGCGUUCUCUCCGGACGAGCUGAGGAGGCGCCUCUCGCCCGUCCAGUACCACGUCACCCAGGAGAGGGGCACUGAGAGGGCCUUCACAGGCGAGUUCACAGACCAUAAAGAGGACGGGACCUACACCUGCGUGGUCUGUAACACGCCUCUGUUCCCGUCUGAUAAGAAAUUUGACUCUGGUUCAGGAUGGCCAUCGUUCUGCGAUGUGGCCAGUGAAGAGUCCGUAACUCUGACGGAGGACUUCUCCUACGCGAUGCACCGAGUUGAGACCAGCUGUAGUAAGUGCGGUUCCCACCUGGGGCACCUGUUUGAGGACGGCCCCCCUCCCACGGGACAGCGCUACUGCAUCAAUUCGGCCUCCCUGACCUUCCAGCCCAAGGAGCCGGCCCCGCCCGGGGCUUCUGGGACAGGCACUGGGACGUCCUAACGGGGGGGGCGCAGCUAUGGCCGUUCCCAGGGGUACAGAGUGACUUCCCCUAAAUCCACACACCCAAACCCUCACAGUGCAUUUACCUAGUCAAUGUGCCUCAGGGCCUUGCAUGCAGCCUCUUUCACACAGAGAAGACGGCAGGUUGACCUCCAUUCAUACUGUGCUGAGUUAUUCAGCAUGUUAACAGCCUGGAAACUACUGCAGGAACUUUGGAAAGGUUAGCGUUUGCUAAAAAAGUACAUUAAAAAACUUUUGUUCUGGACGAAAGUCUUAUGGACAGAUGAGGUGAAUAUUAACCAGUACCAAAGUGAUGGAAGUGCGGAGAAAGAAAGGAACUGCUUAUGAUCCAAAGCACCCCCCCUUGUCUGUGAAACAUGGUGGAGGUGGUGUUAUGGCUUGGGCAUGUAUGGCUGCCACUGGAACCUGCUCACUUGUCUUCAUUGUGCCAUCCUAUCUGCUCCGAGCCAGCCUAAAGCCUGUCUAUUUGUGAUGAAGUGUGUGGAGCGACAGAAACACAGCAGCUUUUCAGUUGCUUGAAUAUGUGAAAACAUUAUUAGGAGAGACUAUAAAUAGUGCAGUUCAGCCCUUCGUUUCAUUUGUUUAGUUGUGCUUUGGAAAACAUCUUUCGAGUUCUAAGUUUUUUGGUUCUCAAGAGUUCCCACUGUGAACUCCAGUUUAGCUCGAUCUGCAUUCUGCUUCAGUGCCCCAAACACACGGAACAUCUUAGAGAAUACUCUAAAGAUGGACUCAUCUCUGUCAUUAAAACAGAACUUGAUUUUUAGUUUAAAUGCAUUUGUUUGUACUUAUUUUAUGUGGCGUUGUUCUGCUGUAACUCGGCGGUGUUGUAAAUGAGGGUCUCUCCCUCAAUGCAUCUCCGAUAUUUAAAUAAAGGCCGAAUGAAAUAAAAAAUUUUGUCUUCCAAUGGUC